GAGUAUUUGAAAUCACUCUUCGAAGAAGUGGGGCGAGUCACGCACUUCGAGCUCUGGAAAGGACCUGAUGGCCAGUCCCUGGGCCGAGGAAAGGUGACAUACACAUCCACUGCUGAUGCCAAUAUGGCUGUGAAGCAGCUCAGUGGGUGGUAUGUACAUGGGCGCACCAUGCGGGUCUGCCUCUUCCGGCCGCCAAGUGAAGAGCGUGGGGCCGAUCCGGGCAAGAAG
Messenger RNA from Symbiodinium necroappetens, 228 nucleotides. The record is from the annotation of a GenBank genome assembly. NCBI's taxonomy places the organism in Eukaryota, Dinophyceae, Suessiales, Symbiodiniaceae.